Prorocentrum cordatum is the source of this 1431-nucleotide messenger RNA. The record is from the annotation of a GenBank genome assembly. NCBI's taxonomy places the organism in Eukaryota, Dinophyceae, Prorocentrales, Prorocentraceae.
GACGUCGUGUACAAUCAGACCUUCGACGAGGUGCUCCGCCAGGCCGUCCGCUCUGCGAAGACCCCCGAGGACUGCUGCGACUUGGGCGAGCUCGCCCAGGCCCUGAACAAGUUGGACGAGGAGAUCAAGGAGGAGCAACCACCUGAUGUGGUGCAGCAGCCUUCGGCGGCGGACGUCGAGGCCAGCAGGAAGAAGGCGGAGGAGGAGGAAGCCAAUAAGAAGAAGGAGUGGGACUUCGAGGAGAGCGCCUCGUCUGUCAUCCUGAAGAAGGUCGAGGAGGCGAACUCGUCCAAGACGGGGGACUCGCAGAUGACCGAUGCCGACGACAUCGAGAAGAUCAAGGCUGCCGAGAAGGAUGUCACCCGGAUCUUCGAUGCCAACGUCACUCUCUGCCCGAUGCCCGACAGCGAGAAGAAGGCCCGGGCGGCUCUCCAGGGGUCCGCGGUUGGCAAGGGGCCCGAGCAGCAUGGCGCGGAGAAAAAGUUCACCCUCAUCUUUGUCGACCCCGGCCUCCUCGGCGAGCCUGUGACGGCCCCGCACAUCCGCAUCAACGCUGUGCCCCAGGACAAGAUCAAGGUGCUGCUCCGGGCGGUGUUGUCGCGCUUCGAUGAUGGCAGUAAGGGCAGCGCCAUUCACGACACGGACUUGUUCCUCCUCUUCGACAACCAUCUCCACUACAACGUGCAGAAGUUCCAGAAGAAGCAGAUCUAUUUGUCAUACGACGAGGACAGCCUACGCCACCGCAUGGGGUGCGUCCGGGGCAAUUCGCAGUUCGAUCAGAUCGAGUACCUGACACUUUGCAGCAAGGACGAGUUGAGCAUGUGCCUCCCCAACACGAAGCGGCUGAUCUACCCUGGCUCGAACUCGGGCAACAAAAUCGGCGACAUCGAGUUGCCACCUGUUUCUGCCCUGUGGCAGCUUCCGUGCAAGGUGAAGCACCAGAUCCACGGGGCCUUCAGGGUCGAGGCCGGGGGGGGGACGAAGGGCGAGGAGGGCCCCGGGCGCGGGAACAAGCGCAAGACCGUGGACACAGUGGAACCAGUCUUCUGGCGCGGCCGCCCCGUCAAGUUCUACACUGAGCUGAAGCAUUCGUACCGCAUGGGGAAGUGUAUUGACAUCAGCGUCGGCGAUGGCACGCUCGCUGUUCUUUGCGCCCAGAAUCGGAUUCCCUACUUCGGCUUCAGCCUGAACGAGAAGCACGCCAAAGCAGUGCGCCAGCGGUGCAUUCAGGUGAUGCUGGAGCGGAAGUUCACCGAGGGCGACAAGUCGUACGACCCCGAGCUGGCCAAGCUGUUCAAGAUCGCGGCCGCGCCCGAGGAGCAUGCGUCGAAGAGGCCGAGGGUCACGGGUGGUGGACCUUUGGGCGACAAGCAGGACUCGAAGCAGUCUGGCCAGCAGACGCUCGACGAGUUCAAGAACAAGUUGGAGUAG